Peromyscus californicus insignis is the source of this 6263-nucleotide messenger RNA. It is a transcript of the gene Etaa1, whose product is annotated as ETAA1 activator of ATR kinase. The transcript has 6 exons. Bases 111 to 2747 code for a protein of 878 amino acids. The record is from RefSeq and is a predicted model, not a curated record. Lineage: Eukaryota; Metazoa; Chordata; Mammalia; Rodentia; Cricetidae.
CCAAUCAGCGGCAGCGUCUUUUGCGCGCCCUACUUGCAAAGAUGGCGAUGGCUGUUGGCGCGCAGGAUGUUUGCAGAGCCGUUGCACAGUUCCUGGGUAGCAAAAUGUGAAUGCGGCAGGAGGAGGGUGCCAGCGGAAUGAGUCGGCGAAGGAAGCAUGCGGACAGUCCUGCCCGGAGGAGCACGCCGCGCAGGGCGGCAGCCGAGGAAUGCUGCCCGGCGGUGGAGCCGGGGUCCCGGUGGUCCCGGGCGGCCCGCGACUCCCGGCUCUGCCGGGCGGGAGCGCGGCCUUUGCGGCGGGAGCAGCGCCGGGCAGCGGCUGACGGUGGCCGGAGCCCCGGGGAAAAGUAUAAGACACCAACAAGAGUUGUGAAAACGGAUUUAUUAUCCUGUGCCUUCAGCUCUCCUAACGAUCCAGAUGGACAGACUGAUAUCUUCUGGGAUCAAAAUUCUCCACUGACCAAACAGUUAGGUAAAGGAAGAAGAAAGCAGAUUUCCAGUACAUACACUGAUGAGAUUUCACAUAUUGUCAACCGUAUUGCACCUCAGGAUGAGAAACCAGUGACAAAUUCCAUGCUGGGUGUGUGGAUUGGCGACACUGCUAUUCCUUGUACUCCUAGUGUAGCCAAAGAAAAGUCAAGAGUGAAAAUCAGCUGCACAAAGUUAAAAACACAAAAUCGAGAAAAAGAACUUAUGAAAUUGGCUAAACAGUUUGAUAAAAAUAUGGAAGAACUUGAUGUGAUUCAAGAGCAAGAUGUGAAGAAUCAUGAUUUUAUCCAGACAACUUCAGAAGUGGGACAUUUGCACAAUCUUCAAGAUUCUGCACAGACAGAGACAGAUGAUACAGUUCCUGAAAUCAGUUGUGCUCUAAUAAAGAAGCAAAUGGAAGGAAACAGCAGGAUAUCUUUGGCAAAGGAGCAAGACAGAAUUCAGAAAACCUUUGACCAAAAUGUUGAAGCAGCCCUUAAUGCUAUUUUUGAUGGUUCCACUCAGAUGUGUAGUGGACAGCUAAGCCAAGAUCUGCCGGAUGCUUUUGUGAACAAUAGUAAAACUACCUUUGUAAAGCAAAGAAGCUUAAUAGAAGAGGAAAUUACUAAUGAAACUCUGCUCACUGAAAACUUGCCAAAUAAAACUCUGAAAUCACCUUCCCCUCAGGUAGAUACUGCCUUACUGCAGAAAUCAUGUGUGACUCCCUGUGCAAAGAAGCCAGAAGCUUCGAAUAAACAUCUUGAUGGGUUGACUACUAGUGAUUUUGAGGACGAUUGGGAAAGCUUACUAGGCAAUGAACCUUUCCUUAUGGAAAAUGCUGAAAUGCUUGAACUCUUUCCUUCUACAGCUGCCCAAGUUACUGGUCAGAAGGCAGUUUGUACUGUUAUUGCUCAAAAUGAUACAAUCACGUCAACAACAAAUAUGAAUCUAGGUGGAAAGUUAAGAGAUUCAAAAGUAACUCUGGAUCUUCCAUCAAAGACAUGUAACAGAGAACUAAGAAAUUCUGAAGGAUAUAGGUUUUUAUCACAUCCAGGUGAUGAAUCUAGCAAGUUACCAUUAACUGUAAGUAAAAUGAGGUUUGAGAAAUCUUUCAAUAACAUUAAAAAUGAAGGUUGUGUUGAUGUCUCUAAUCUUACAAGAGUAAAAGAAGAUAGUCACAAGUGUACAUUGAAUGUGUGUGCUUCUGACAGUUCUGGUUCCUACUCAAGAUACCCUAAUGAAAAAAAUGUUAACCUGCCUUUGAAAGCACCUAUUAUUGAUACUGCCCCCCUUGGUUCUGUAUCCUUGGGUAAAGAAAACAGUGUUUGUAAUGCAAAUCAGACUAAUGGAUCAAAGUUCAGUUCUUCCCUUGAUGACUGGAAUGAUCCUUUGGUGGCCAGUGAAAUGAUUAAAGCAUGCCAUGAGUUAGAGACUACGUGGGAAGCAGAUGAUGUGGAUGAUGAUUUGCUAUGUCAGGCAUGUGAUGACAUUGAAAGACUAACUCAGCAAGAAAACAAGGGCAGCAAGGAAGCAGAAAGUAUAAAUAACACUCCCAAACACAGAUCCAGAAAUACUUGGACUGCAUCUAAACGAGGAAGCCAGGCAGUGCCUUCUACACAUUGGAAUCCUGUCAGUUCCUCAGUGCCUUCAUCCUUACCAAAGAACUCACUGAUACAUCAAUCAGUAAAGGUUUUGGAAAAAAGAGACACCUGUGGAGAUUAUCUCAAUAUUUUGGAUACUACAACAAAUUUGUCUGUGUGCCCUAAGAAUUCAAAUGAUCAACAACAUGUACCAGUACAGAUGAAUAGCUCAAAAUUUAUUCUUGCAGGAAGUUCAAGUUUGAAUGUUAGUUUGGGUCCUAGGAGCACAGAAAUUGCUACUAAUAUGAAGUUGAGUACUCAUCAACUAUCCCACGGCACCUUAGCAGAUAAAGCUCAGAAUGACAGCAAAAUACAGAAGUUUUCAAAAUUUACAUUUAAGACAAAAAAUCCACAGUUUCUUUCUCAGUUACAUCGUAUAGCAGGAAGUAUGCCUGUUAGCAAAAUCUUGCAGGAUUUUGGAAAAAAGGAAACUGUCAAUUCAUUGUUUGAGGCUAAUCAACAGCAAUCUUCAAUAAAAUAUUCUGAGUCUUUGAAACCAUCUUCUAAAGGUGAAGAAGAGAGGAACAGGAAGUACUCCCCUGAAGAAAUUCAACGGAAAAGGCAGGAAGCACUGGUUCGAAGAAAAGCCAAAGCACAGGCGAACCCUGCUGUGUGUUCGGCUCCCAUUGCACUGCUUUGAUGGAAUCUGAGUCAGACGGUUUCACAGUUGUUAAUAACUAUCUAUGAUAGGACUUCUGAUCAUGAUUUCUCUGUGAGAAAUUUAAUGCUUCUACUUUAUUAUUUAAUAAAUCAGUGUUUACAAUGGUAAAUGAAACUUUCUUAGAGAUGUAUGUGAAUUAUGUAUAAGUUUUUGAAAAGUUACCAGUUUUUUUAUGUACACACACACAUACAGAGGGAAGUACUUGUCUUUAUUACUUACAAUAGCAGCUGAGCAUCAGAAAUAAGACAGCUGUAAAGCUUCUAAAAGAUUAAAAUAACUAAGCAGUAACUUAGUUUUGUAGUGUCAUUUUCAGUUACUUAAGGUUUUUUAUACACUGACAAUUUUUAAUUAAUAUUCCCAUAUUCUUAGUGGCCUUGCUGAAAUGUAGAGAACUUCUAUUUAUUUUUUAAAAAAUUAUUGUUUUCAGUUAUUAACCAGAAGUAGGUUUAAAUUUUAAUUGUUUCUAAGUGUGAUUCAAUUUGAAAACAUUUUGCUAUUAGAAAAAACACAGAUUGGCAUUAUGUCUAGUUUAGCGCAAAAAAAAAAAUAGAUUAAGCUAAGUAACAAAGCAUCACUUGUCUUUAUGACUUAUGAUAGCAGCUUUUAGAGUUAGAUAGAACAUUUAGAAUUGGCAGAAACACGUGUCAUCUGAUCCAGCUUCUUUAUCAUAUAGGUUAGAUAGAACAGGUCAAGCUGUUCUUUUUCUUUAUGUGCAUGUGUGUUUCAGUCAGGGUCUUGCCAUAUGGCCCAGGCUGGCCUUGAACUCUGUCACCCAGAUGGCCACAAACUAACAGUGAUUCUCCUGCCUCAGUCUCUGGGUGCUGUGAGUACAGAUAAUCUACCACUAUGCCCAUUCAUGGUGUUGCUUUCAACGUCACAGACAAAUUAAACCUGCAUGUAUGUUAGAAUUUAUUUUUCUGAACAUCUAAACAGUUGCAUAAUGUGCUUCAAUCUAUUAGUACUUAAAAUAAUUUGGAGGAGCAUUAACACUGAAAUACAAUCUAAAGUACAUUAAGGACUGCUUAUUAACAGUGCUCAUAUACAUUCUUUAUUUUAAAGAAUUAACUAAUCUUUUCCAGGAUUCAAAAUUAGACUUUCUAUUCUCAGUUUUCUUAUUAUUGUAAUUUCCCUUCUAAUUAAUUAUUUAGCAUCAUUGUUUUUUCUCUCUGUCAUCCCUGCCCCCUUUUUGUCUUUUAAAAAAUGAGCCAGUAAUACAAGCCUUAACUAGAGGGGAGGGCAUAUGGCAGUAAGGAUGCUUGUAUUCUAAAUGACUUUUAGGAGACAUGAAGAAAAGUUCAGCUAUGAAACACCCGUCUUGAUGAGGUGUUCACUAUUGUUCAGGUAUCUUUGAGCUGUGACAAUCUGAUAGUUAUUAUUAAGUUCGUAUCAUUUUUCAGAUGUUUUAUACAUACAAAUAUACAUUUAUAUAUACAUACAUACACAGUAAGGUAGAUUUUAGUUGUUCUGUAUUAGUUACCAAAGAGUAUAUUAUUAAGACCUAAAUAAAUACUGCAAGUUUUUAUGUCAGAAAGUGAAUGGCCUGCUUUUCUAGCGAGCCUUCAGUCUGUUCCAAGUCUCUCUGUCUGCUCCAGCUCUCUUGGCACUUGUUUUCUAUGGAAUGCGUUGAAGUCAUUCUGCCCAUCCUUUUACACUGGCCUUGUGUGUCUGUUUCUUUGGAACUCAUAGCUGACCAUCUUCGCUAGAAUUGAUUUCUUCUAAGUGAUCUCUUUAUCUUCCAUGGAAACUUUAUGAAAGCACCUCUGGAUGGUGGGCAUGUGCUAGUCCAUCAGACUACCCCUGCUUUCAUACCACUCUACUAUCUUCAUUCCCUAAAUGUCGCUGGAAGCACUAGCUUGCGAAGAGCUGCCUAGUUUGCAUCGGUUGGCACAUUUCCGGUCUCCAGGGACAUUGUCCGCAGAAGUCAGAGGGGCAGCUGGUAGGACUGGAAGCAGUAUUCUGUUGCAAGCUCUUUUGCCGAUUUUGCUUCACUGAAAAUUAGUUCAGCAAGACCAUUAUUAAAGAGAAGAGCCUGUUGCAGCAUUUAGACAACUGACUGCAAGAACACUUAGGUUAGUUAUUGCAGAAAUAGUUUUAUGUAGUUAUGAACCACAUUUUUUUUUUUUUUAGUAACACACUAGCACCUUUUAAGUUACAAAGAACGAGUACCUUCCUCUGCCUUUGUCUGCUUACUACUAUAUGUGAUGGCUACUAAUUAUAUUUUGAAUGAUUUGAAGUCAGAUUCUGCUUGUGGAUUUCUUGUUUCACUUAAAUCAUUGUAACUGAUUCAUUGAGUAUUCAAGUUGGAAAACGUUUCUUGGAACAGUUUAAAUUUUAUUUAACACUUAUUUGAUUGAAGUGCUAAACUGAAUUUAAAUUGUUCACAUUUGACUGGUUUUCAGCUUUUGGCAAUGUGAUCAUAAGCACUUGUGGAUUCACAAAGCAGCAAAUGUGCCUUCUCUUAGGUGUCCUAAGUGGACACAUGUAGGUGUUGAUUUUAGAGUUUUGUCUUUUCAAAGUCUGUUUGUCUAAUAAAUCAUAAUUGGUGAGUUUCAUUUAACUUUGCUAAAUGUUUUACUUACAGAAUAGCUUUAAGCUAUUUAACUUCUCAAUACAACCAUAUAAUGGAACACUUCUGUUCCUGUUUUAUAUGAUACGGAAAUUUAGUAAGUAGAUUAAAUGACAUUCUUAAACCCAUAAAGUUAAUAGUCUAAUACCAAAUGUUAUGAUUUAAAAAUUCCAUAAUCAAAACUUGGAAACCUGAUGCCAAAAUAGGAAGUCACUGUUGUAUAUCCUACAAGAGCAAACAAGAAGGCCUUGUGUUGGGAGAAUGUCUGAACUUACAAGUAAGGCCUUUGUGACAGAACACAAGUGCAGUAAGGAGUCAUUAGUCACUGGUUUGACUUUACGUGAACCACUUUUCCUCUUCUCAGGUGAUGCCACACUGUUGAACAACCUACACAGAACAUAAGUAAAAACUAUAGUCACCUUUAGCAGCAUGGCAAUUUUAUAUCCAUAAAAUACAAAUUCAGACUUUGAGCUAGCCAUUUUCUCUUUAUUUUUUUCUUUCUUCUUAAGAACAGAUGUAGUAAAAUUAGCCAAAGGGAAGGCCAGCUCAUAUGAGGGCUUUAUUGUUUGGUUUGUAGUAAAAUUUAUUAAGAAGGUAGAGCACCAAUGAAAAAUAAAAUCAUGUAAAUAGUUGAAUUUCACAUUUUGGAAAAAAUGUCUGUUCUGAGCCCAAUCACUUCUUCCCUUAGUAGCACAGGAGCCUAUUACAUAAAGGAACUGAGGGAAGAGUUCCUGCAAGGGGUUGGGGUUAAUCUCUCCUUUCAAAACCUUCCCUGUUUCUUUUGGUGAAUACUUCACAGUGAAUUCAGCUUGACCAGCCAGGUGAUUGUGAUGCCACACCCCUGGGCGAUGGCCAUUGUACUUUGUGAUCCAUGAGUGUUUCUAGUGUCUGACUGGUAAUAAAAUGGUAUCAGUAAUGGCAACCUCCAA